This is a messenger RNA of Symbiodinium sp. CCMP2456, 2055 nucleotides long. NCBI's taxonomy places the organism in Eukaryota, Dinophyceae, Suessiales, Symbiodiniaceae. The record is from the annotation of a GenBank genome assembly.
GCGCCCGCCGAGCGCCGGACCGAACGCGUCGACGUGUUCUUCUCCGUCGCCGAGCGGGUCAAGCUGACCGAGGACGCGCGGGCGUGCGGCCUCAGCCCCGCCGCCUACAUCCGCAAGCUUGUCGCCGGCUACCGCCCGACGGCUCAAGCCGAGCAGACGGCUGACCCGCGGUUGCUGUUGGAGCUCAACGCGAUCGGCAACAACCUUGGCCAAACCGUGGCGUCGAUGAACUGCGACCACCCGGCUAAAGCCGCUUGGCUUGUCGUGAAGCUGAACGCCGUGGGCACCCUACUCAACCGCGCCGUCGCCGACCUGCACGCCGGUUCCUCUCGGUCGCUACAAGCCAUGUUCAUUGAACUGCAACGCGGCUACAGCUUCAAAGGCGUCGCGCAGUACUGCUUGCAUGACGCCGACCGCGCGAAGACCUCCGACCGGGUCGAUUUCGUCGAAGUCCGUAACCUCGCCACCGACAACCCGCAGGUCGCCUGGCGGAUCAUGGCCGCCAAGCACUACGCCCAGGACGAACUCAAGCGCAAAGCGGGUGUUGGUUUGGGCGGCCCGAAGGACGGCAAACCGGUCGGGCACCUCUUCAUCAGCUGGGGCCGCGACGAGGCGGACGCCCAGAACCUGGACCGCAGUGAGAUGCUCUACUCGGCCAAUGCGGCGCUGCGGGCGAUCGGGGCCGACCAUUACCCGGCGCUGGUGAUCGCCCACAACGACACCGAGCAUCCGCAUUGCCAUAUCGUCUGCUGCUUCAUCGGCGACGACGGACGGCUCAAGACGAACUGGAAAGAGAAGGAGAAGCUCAGCCGGUUCGCUUUGGAUCGGGAGAUCGCCGUCCAUGGUGAGCCGGUCGUCAAGCUGCGCGAACGCAACUGGAAGCACCGCGACGCGGGCGAGAAGACGCCGACCAAGAAGAAGCAGCCCCGGCAUCACUACGAGCUGGAGAAAGCGGCCGAGCAGGAUGAAAAGCUACGCGCCUUUGCCGAGGAGCACAAAGCGAAGCUGAUCGACCUCACGCGCCGCGUUGAGGGCCAGGUUGAUCCCAACGGCACGGUCGUUCAAGAAGGCCAGCAGGCCCGGCACAAGCGGCACCAGGAGCGGCUACGGUGGUGCUACGAAGAACGCAGCCGCCGGAUCAAUGCUGUGAGCGAGAAGGAAAUGACGGCGCAGGUACGCGCAAUCCGCCAAGAGUAUGACCAACCCUGGCAGGAACUGCUCAACCAGCAAGAAGCUGAUCGGCACGUCUUCCGCAAGAAUGAAACCACCCUCCUCGGCCGAGCCUAUAACGUCCUCCGCUACACCGACUGGAAAGCGGUUUUCUCCAGGCAGCACGAAGCGAGCGAGAAAGGCCCGAGCAUCUUUUCACGGUCUUUCAACACGCUGAGCGAUAGUGGUCACCGCCAGCAGGUGCUCGCCAAGCGUCAGCAGGAAGAGCAAGCCCGCCUACGCGAGGAGCAGGGGCGGCAGGAGAAGCUGGUCCAGGAUCGGCAAAAAGCCGAACAGGCUCAAAAGCUCGAAGCUAACAAGUCUGCUUACACCCGCAAGUCCGCGGCGAUGAAGGAGCGCCAAGACGCUACGAAGCAAGCUAUCCGCGUGGAACGGCGGGAACUGACGCGGCAGCGCAAUGCCGAACUGCAAGCGUACCGGGCUCGCGUCAAAGCCCAGAAGCUCGAUCGCGUCCAGGAGCAGCUUGUUCGCGAAACACUUGUUGCGACGAGACCAAUUGACCUCACGAGCGAAGCCAAUCGUGCCUUCGGCGCGCCAGAUGCGUCUGAAAAGGAACAAGCCGCUUGGCAAUUGGAUAACUGGGAAGAGCAACUAGAGCAGCGGUUCCAUCGGCAGCGCGACAAGGAAUCCAAGAACGACCACGGCGGCGGUCAGGAACGGCCGGUAAGGUUGACCGCGCUUGUCGAGCGACUGCCAGCGGAAGCCGAGUUGGAUCUCGCCAAUGGAAAGCAAAUCGUCUCGGUUGGUGGUCCGGCUAGUGUUGAAGGGCGUCAUGAGGUCGGCGUCUUCGACUGCGGCGAGCGUGCUCUUGCCGUCGCCGAACAG